UGGGUGGUAGACAUAAAAAAAGUAACAUAGCACUGUUGAAUUAUUUAUUGUAAUAUAUAUUAAAUACUUACAUUUUUAAGCCCAUUCCAAAGAUAAGUGCUAAUUAACUUACAAAUUCACUGCAGUAAUAUUUGUGACACUGUACAUGUGUUAAUUAUCAAUCUUUAAGUACUUGCUAUCCUGUUGGUUACAAAACUGUCAAGUACAUAACCUAUAAGAGCAACACUACAACAAUGUCAAGCUACACAGAUAUUGCCGAGUCACAGAAGUCACUGGAGACAAGAGUGCAGAAGAUGCUCGCUGAAUUUGAAGCCAAGCUACACAGGUCACCGGCAGCAAAGGCGACAGUCACCAGUCUUAGUGAGGAAUUUUCAAUUUUUAAGGAGCAAAUAUUGAGCUUGAUGAAACUUCUUGGGAACCAGAUUAAAAGCCUUAGCCACGCUCAGGAUGUUAUGGAGAUGAGACAUCGGAGAAAGUAUCUACUCUUCAAUGGUGUUCCAGAGGAUCCGGCCGAAACUGUAAGUUUGCGCAUCGCUGACAUUAUUACUGACCAAUUAAAAAUCUCCGGUGUCUCGACUGCUUCAUUUAAAGCAUGUCACCGACUUGGCAAGCCAUCUGAGGGUCGCAACAGGCCUAUUCUUGUGAGGUUCACUGAUAUGGACCUAAAGUCAACUGUGUGGCAGAAGAAGACCUCUUGUAAGGGAACCACAUACGCCAUUUCUGAGUUCCUUACGCCUCAGCGGCAAGCAUUGUUUGUGCAGGCACGUAAGGCUUUUGGGAUGAGAAGUUGCUGGUCCAUUGGUGGCAACAUCUUUGUAAAGUUGACCUCGGGCAGGCGUGAACGCAUUGAAUCGAAUGAAGAUGUUGAGCGCCUGAAGCCUCUUAGCGACAACCAGCAGCCUCGUUCGUCGUCGACGCCUGACUCCGGCGCUGCUGGUGCGAAGAAUGCCGAUGCCGUCUUAGAUGUCCCCAGCAACCAGACCGGCCGCCCCCGGCGUGCCGGGAAGUCAUAAUUUCUAAGUUUGUAGUGUGUUGUAUUCAAUUUUUCUCCUGUUUCCUUUUUUAUGUUAUCUUCACCAUGGCAGUAGGUAGUUCAUAGUCCAUUUGUUAAUAUUGUCAUCUUACCCGUUUUUUUUUUAGUUAUAAUUUCAUUUGUUUUUGCACACACUUCACACUAGCUGGUCUGACAGUGACAUUGACAUUUUUGACGUCAGUUUAGUCUGGAGAGUUUGAGUCAAUGUUUAAACCGUUUCUGUUUACUACAAUAGUAUGUUUUGUCAUUAUAAUCGUGACCUGCUGCCAUUUAUGUAAUUUUACUUUGUUU
Molecule: messenger RNA, 1324 nt
Organism: Cydia pomonella (codling moth)
Lineage: Eukaryota; Metazoa; Arthropoda; Insecta; Lepidoptera; Tortricidae
Exons: 1
Coding region: 234-1013 (259 amino acids)
Source: RefSeq, a predicted model, not a curated record